AAUCUACCGUUUCCGUGGUUUUAGGCACUUCCGACCUCCCCAUCUGUCAUUUGUCACUAUAACGCGCGCUUUUUUCAACCUCAACCACAAGAUUAUCACCAGCGCAGAAACUCCGCAUUAUCAAUUCGCUUCCAUUAUCACCACCAGCCUCGACCAUCGUGAUAACACCGAGAAUGAGCGCCGUAGAUCAAGUCCUCCAGUUUCUCUCAGACCAAAACCGACCCUUCACACCCAAUGACAUCCUCCAAGGUUUGAACCAAAAGCUAGGCAAAAGCCAGAUUGUAACAACCCUCAAUAAACUCGUCGAGCAGAAUAGAGUAAUCGAGAAGAAUUGCGGCAAGCAAAAAAUCUACUGCGUGGCCCAAAAAUCCUCGGCUCUUGGUACCUCCAAAGAGACAACCGUGCUAGAAAUCGAGCGCCAGAAUUCGAGCCUAGCACUCAAACUCAAAGACGUCGAAGACCAACUAGAGAAAAAGAGAGCUCAGUUGAGACAGUUUGAAGCAAAACCAACCAAAAACCAGCUGCUACAAAAGAAGCAAGAUCUAGAAGACGAGAUCAAACAAAUCCGGGAGCAACUGAAAGCUUACCCUGAAGACACCUACGACAAAACCGCUAAAGACAAAAUCGAGAGAGAGUACCGAGCUGUGUUGAAAGAGUACAACAAGCGGAGGAAGAUGUGUACGGAGAUGGUAGACGCGAUCUUCGAGAACUACCCCAAGACGAAGAAACAUCUCCUUCAGGAAAUCGGGAUCGAAACAGACGAUGAUGUAGGUUUUAAGGUUAAAGUACAAAUAAAGUGACUUACUCUACUGAUGAUAA
Messenger RNA from Zophobas morio, 819 nucleotides. Its product is annotated as homologous-pairing protein 2 homolog. The transcript is spliced from 2 exons. The record is from RefSeq and is a predicted model, not a curated record. Lineage: Eukaryota; Metazoa; Arthropoda; Insecta; Coleoptera; Tenebrionidae. Gene Ontology annotation, biological process: meiotic strand invasion involved in reciprocal meiotic recombination; meiotic joint molecule formation; homologous chromosome pairing at meiosis. Gene Ontology annotation, molecular function: recombinase activator activity; double-stranded DNA binding. Gene Ontology annotation, cellular component: condensed nuclear chromosome; DNA recombinase auxiliary factor complex. Bases 174 to 800 code for a protein of 208 amino acids.